Molecule: messenger RNA, 2209 nt
Organism: Oncorhynchus mykiss (rainbow trout)
Lineage: Eukaryota; Metazoa; Chordata; Actinopteri; Salmoniformes; Salmonidae
Source: RefSeq, a predicted model, not a curated record
UCAUGUAUACAUGAAUAAUCAUUGGCCCAGGGACCAAGACUGAUCGACAUAUGUCCUUUCCCUCACACUGUCAAGCAUACUACGACAUCCAGUGGUAGGGCUAGAGAACAUGUUAUUGAGUUCUGUCGCACUAUAAAAACAACUUAAAUUUGAUUUAUAGAUGUCAUAUUCUUCAUUAAAUUAUUUCAUAGAUUUUUUUGACUUGUUGUUCUUGACAUUACAACAACACUGUUCCUAAGAUUUUAAUCGACUGAGUGUCGUAAAGUUGUUUUUCGCACAGUAAAUGCUUUACGGUAGCAAUAAUUUUGACAGGCAGAAGCUAGCCUAGCAACAAACUUUAGAAGUUAUUAGCUAGCUACAGUACAUUAGUUGGGUUAGCUACAGAAAAUACAUUAUAUGAUUUAAAAACAGAUUCGCAACUGGUGGCAACUUUAACCGUGCAAGCGACUUUUUUUUCUUCGUUUUAGCUAACGUUAGCUGGCUAAACGCACUGUCUGUAUGCGAACAAUAACGAAAUCAACAACAACAUGCCAACCAUGGGAAUGGCUGAAAUAGAUUCCAGCAGUGUCGACGGGGUGCUAACAUGCAGCAAAGAAGUGGUGGUGAUGGAGGGAGACAGGGAAGACCUCGGGACGCUGUGCGCUGAAGAAGAUUUGGUGGCAUCCGCGCUUGCUGCCACUAUCACCUCUCAAGUUAUUGUGGAAGAACUGAGAAGGCUUGGGUUAUGUUCAAACAUAGAGGGAGACGUGGAAUACGUACCAUACGAAUCUGAACUGCAAAUGUCAGACAUCAAAAGGCUUAUUACCAAAGACUUGUCAGAGCCUUAUUCGAUUUAUACAUAUAGGUAUUUCAUUCAUAACUGGCCUCAACUCUGCUUCUUGGCGAUGGUGGACAAGGAUUGUGUUGGUGCCAUUGUGUGCAAACUGGAUAUGCACAAGAAGAUUCACCGUGGCUACAUUGCCAUGUUGGCUGUGGACUCCAGAUACAGGAGGAAAGGAAUUGGUACAUAUCUAGUCAAAAAGGCUAUCUAUGCUAUGAUGGAUGAGGACUGUGAUGAGGCACUGUGGUGGUCCAGGCUGGGACUGCUGUCUCUCUCCCUGCUCCAGGGGAAGGGGGCUUGGUUGGAGGAUCUCCUUGAGGUCGAGACUCUCUCCUGUCAUCUCAUCCCAAAAUAUGUCCCUUUGGGUUGGCCUGUUUAGCAGAUGCAGUCUCUGUAUCCCUUUGCUGCUUGGUGCUUCAACUACAGAGGCCAAGGGAGCAAGACAAAGUACACAAUCUAUUUAAGUACUGCAGCCCUAUGGAUUGUACGCAUCACUUAGAACAUGUUCAAGUUGGUGGUACAUUUUUUUAGCCUGGCUGAUGCGACCCAUGUAGUACACAGCGAGGGAGAGCUGUGACACUGCAGUCAGGAAGACUUUGAGUUUGGUGUCAGCCAGAUUAACAAAAUGUCUCCAGUCUCACCAUUAUCUAUGUAGAUUGUCCUCUCGUGGACCCGCUGCUCUCGGACUCGUCUCUGGUGGGCUCUCCUUCUUCGCUGGGCCUGUUGACUGAGGACCAUCUGUGCCUCCAGGAGUCCUCCCUAUACAACCCAACCCACACAGCCAGAGAGACCAUGCAUGAGUCACCACCAAAUGGUACGGUAGUUUAAAAUAUAAUAUAGUCACACGUCAUGGAAUACACAACGCAUCAAUGAUAUGCUACAGAUAAAAUGUUGAUCCCUAGAUCCUGCCCUAUGCAAUGAAACAUGAAAAUGUACAAAUUGUUAUAUACAGUAUGUCGGUUUGUGAGGGAGUGUGUGCGCGCACGUGUGUUUGCCUGGUAGUGGGGUUUUUCCUGUUCCCUGUACCCUGAAAGCGCAUCCCAUUGAGGGCCAGUCAGAGCUGUAGACCACCCCACUUUCCACUCCACCAGCGCUUUAAUCAGGCCCACUGGGACAGAAGGGGCCCAGGCUCGCAGCUCACCAGCUGCUCUCGCUCUCUCUGGUAAAUUACCUCUCAUAACAACAUUCCUGACUAAAUCAAAUCCCAUGUAAUUGUUUUGGAGACUGAGGAACAUAAGCAUGUAUAGUGCAUUCAAAAAAGUAUUCAUACCCCUUGACAUUUUCCACAUUUUGUUGAAUUACAGCCUGAAUUUAAAAUUGAUCAUUUCGAUUUUGUGUUUUUUUAAUUUCACCUUUAUUUAACUAGGCAAGUCAGUUAAGAACAAAUUC